Molecule: messenger RNA, 4473 nt
Organism: Closterium sp. Naga37s-1
Lineage: Eukaryota; Viridiplantae; Streptophyta; Zygnematophyceae; Desmidiales; Closteriaceae
Source: the annotation of a GenBank genome assembly
AUGGACCUGGUGCGGAAAUUCAAGCGACGAUUGCGCAGCAUUGGCGGCGCGAGUGGAAUCACCGCGACAGCCGGCGCGGGUGGGAGCUCCGCGGAAUGCGCGGGUGACUGGCCGUCUGGCGUCAUCAGCAAGUCCUUUUCCGUUGAAUGUGGCGCUCCUCACGCUGGUCCAAACCCGUUGCUAGGAGCAACGAACUCACAUGCUCGUCCAAUCCCAAAAAAUCACAGCAUCAACACUAGUGAUAGCCGUCUACAGGGGAAGGAGCUCCAGCUCGAUGCUUCUGGCGUGACAAUUUCGGAAGAGGAGGACCGGCGGCAACGGUCUUCAAGGCCGCCGAGGCGAACGCAGCGCGCGGUAUCGCAGCAUGAACGGGACGCUGGAGCCGGAAAAUCAGGCCAGCGUUGCCGCGCCGACGAAUGCGCCGGCGGCGCCGGCGAAUCCGGCGCGGAUCACUCGCGGGGAUCGAGGAGCGACGUGGAAGACUGCGGGUCGGACGAAAUCAAGGGUGAUGAUUUGCAGCGGCGGCACACGUGGCAGGUUCAGACGCAGCGUCACGCGUCCGACAUCGCCGCUGCAGCGGCCUUGCCAGAGUCUGCCAAAGCUUUCGCAAACAACCGCCACUCUAGUAGUAACCGUAACGAAGAGUUUUCUUAUGAGUUCGCGCAAUCUGCGAGCUUCGCGGCGUUGGGGUCUCUGCCAGGGACCGGUGCAGCGGGCCUGCCGCCGCGUCUCACGGAAGCGCAGCUGCUGCUGAUACAGGCGGCGCAGCAUGCAAGCAGCAGCGGAAUGGCGAUCGAUUGGGCACGUCAACAGCAGCAGCAGCACCGGAAAGUGACCGACUGGCUGGGAACGCUCUCUGACCAACUUGAAGUCGACGCACUCACCGAAACCCCGUUCGCUAGCGCGGAACUGCCACACGAAGCGAGUGCGUCUAUAGCGAAUCAUGAGACUGCCGCGGCACUGCUAGCAGCGGGUCGCGUGCCUCGCGUCGCCGCAUGCGUUUCGCCUUCUGAUUCCGACGGGCGCGCCGCGUCGCUCAACCCGCCGGCCGACGGAGACAUGGUGGUGACGGUCAACCGGCAACUAAAGCUGGAGUGCGCCGGCAGUCCGUCGGGAACGCCGAGUCCCGGGGUGCCAAGCCCGCGCGGCGUGAUAAUGCGGGGCAGCGGUGGCACGGGAAGCAGCGGGGACGGGGAAGAGGCGGAAAACGACCGCCAGCGGAAGGCGAGCGGACGGAGAGAUUGCGAGGCUACCAAAGCGGAAGCGACGGAUGAUUGGGUCCCUGGUUGUGAGCGGACGGCACGGCGAGACUGCAAGGGGAGCUGCAGCGACGGGGACGGCAGCGAGUGCGGCGGCGACCUCGAGGGCGGUUCGCGCGGCGGCAAAUGGAGCGCGGAUGACGCGGCCACAGCGUGCGUAUCGAAGCAUCCGGGAGCGAGCGACAAUGCGUUGUUGACAAGCGUGCGCGUCGCGUUUAAUCAGCUCGUGGCGACCCGCCAGUCGGAGCAGGUGCGGGGGGCAAGGGCGCUUCGGGACCUGGCGCGGGAGAGCGACGCGGUGCGGAGCUCAAUCGUGGCCGUCGGCGCCAUCCCCGCGCUCGUCUCCAUCGUGAAUCUCGCCGCGUCCGCUCCUCACGCCGCCGCCACCGGCGACACCACCGUCGCGUCGCUUAUCCUCGACGGCGAUGGCGGCGCGGCGGCAACGGAAACUGGCGCGCCGCUCGUCGGUACUAGGCUUGGAUCCGCUUCGUGCGAGGAGGGCGGAAUUGAAGCGGCAGCGCAGGGAGGCCGCGAGCGCGCCUUGACUAGCCCGUUAGUGGACUACUCGAUAUCGUGCCUGGUGAAUCUGAGCAUCACUCGCGAUAUGAAGGCCACCAUCUGCCAGGCGGGCGCCGUCCCCCCGCUCAUCCGCCUCAUGUGCUCCGCGCGCGCGCCCUCGUGCGCGCCCGCGUGCGCCUGCUGCGCGCCCACGUCCGCGUCCACGCGCGCGAACGCGGCAGUGGCGCUGCUGUCGCUGUCAAAGCUGAGUGACGCUACGAGGCUGCACAUGGCUUACUCAGGAGGCGUCGAGGCGCUCGUCCACUUCCUCUCUGAUACUCCUUCUGACGCUCCUGACUGCCCUGCUGCCGCUGCUGGUGCGCCUGCUACUGGUGGGCUGCAGGGCAGUGGCAGCAGCAAGAGUUGCAAGGGGCGGAGGGAGGCGGCAGCAGCGCUGCAGAGCCUAGCGUCAGUGCCAGCAGUGCGGCCACGGCUGGUGCACGCAGGAGCCGUGCCGCUGCUGCUGGAACUGGUUGGCCAUGCUGCGGCCUCUCACCUCACAUGCAGCAGCAGAUUCCGCGGUGCAGAGAGGAGGACAGAGCGGACGAGCCGCACGGAGGACGAUGCAGUGGCUACUGCCGAGCGGGCGCUGGCAGUGCUGGCGUUGCUCGCGGAGAGCGAGGAGGGCAGGGCGGAGGUGCAGCGGAGAGGGGGGAUGGAGAUGCUGGUGGGGGUGGUGCGUGCGGGUGGGCCCUCAGGGACGUGUGUGGAGCGGGCGAUAUCAGGGCUGACAGCCAUGGUGGGAGGGAGCCUGAAUUGCAGAUGGGAGGUGGCAAGGAUUGGUGUGGAAGGGGCAGUGAAGGAGGUGGCUAUCCAUGGAAGCGGGAAAGCCAAGGUUAAGCAUGUUUCUGUUGUUGGUGGCCGACUCACCUCAGAUUUCCCGUCCCUCCCGUCGCCCAACACCCUCCGUCCCUUCCGUCCCGCGCCUCGCUCCUGUCCUUCUCCUCCCUCCCGUCCAUCCCUUACCUCUCUGCCGCUCGUCAUCCGUCCCUCACUCGAUCCGUCGCGCACUCCCUCCGUCGCUCGAACAAACCCACCGCCCAAACAGGGCAAUCGCCUUGCGUCAGCUGAUGACCUAGGUCCAGUCGCUCACACACUCCCGUUCCGCACACUCUCUCUCGCCGCUCACGCACUCCCGUCCCUGAAUGCGUCCUGUCGCUCACACACUCUCUUCCCGCGCUCACUCAUUCCGUCGCUCGCUCACCUUGUAGCGCGCAGCACUCCCCGCCUGUCUUCACACCACGGUUUCAGUUCCCCUGCCUGGACCGCAUCCUUUCAUUUCCGCAUGCAGUCACAUCAAUGGCUCUGCCAUCUGUUCGUCGUCGCGCUUCUCCGCGUCUUCCGCCUCCUAUCCUCCUUUCCAUGUCAGCACCUCUCCUCCUUUCCCUCUCAGCCCCUCUCCUCCUUUCCCUCUCAGUCCCUCUCCUGCUUUCCCUCUCAGCCCCUCUCCUCCUUACCCUCUCAGCCCCUCUCCUCCUUUCCCUCUCAGCCCCUCUCCUCCUUUCCCUCUCAGCCCCACUCCUCCUUUCCCUGUCAGCCCCACUCCUCCUUUCCCUCUCAGCCCCUCUCCUCCUUUCCCUCUCAGCCCCUCUCCUCCUUUCCCUCUCAGUCCCUCUCCUCGUUUCCCUCUCAGCACCUCUCCUCCUUUCCCUCUCAGCCCCUCUCCUCCUUUCCCUCUCAGUCCCUCUCCUGCUUUCCCUCUCAGCCCCUCUCCUCCUUUCCCUCUCAGCUCCUAUCCUCCUUUCCCUCUCAGCCCCUCUCCUCCUUUCCCUCUCAGUCCUUCUCCUCCUUUCCCUCUCAGUCCCUCUCCUCCUUUUCCUCUCAGCCCCUCUCCUCCUUUCCCUCUCAGCCCCACUCCUCCUUUCCCUGUCAGCCCCACUCCUCCUUUCCCUCUCAGCCCCUCUCCUCCUUUCCCUCUCAGCCCCACUCCUCCUUUCCCUCUCAGCCCCUCUCCUACUUUCCCUCUCAGCCCCUCUCCUCCUUUCCCUCUCAAUCCCUCUCUUCCUUUCCCUCUCAGCCCCUCUCCUCCUUACCCUCUCAGCCCCUCUCCUCCUUUCCGUCUCAGCCCCUCUCCUCCUUACCCUCUCAGCCCCUCUCCUCCUUUCCGUCUCAGCCCCUCUCCUCCUUUCCCUCUCAGCCCCUCAUCUCUUUCCCCUCUCAAAACGGUGCUGGCUGCCAUGGGGAACCCUGCCGCCCGCGCCCUGCGCGUCGCCUUACAGAAACACGGCCAGCCGGACAUCACAUAUGCCAGCUGGCAGCCACACUGACACGUGAAUUGGCGCCCGGCUCAUUCACCCGUUUUUCCCCUUGUCCCUCCCUCACUUUGCCCUUGCCCUGCCCUCCGUUUUUCCCCUUGUCCCUCCCUCACUUUCCCCUUGUCCUGCCCUCCGUUUCCCCCCAUGUUUCUCCCACCCUUUUCCCCCUUGUCUUCCCCUCCGCUUCCCCUUCUCCCGUUCAUCCUUCCGCUCUCGUCGCUCUCGUCGCUAUCGUGUCUCUUGUCGCUCUCAUCAUUCUGAUUAUGCUGUUUUACCCUCCGUCCCUAUGCGGUGUCCCCCCUUCCCUCAAUCUGCUUUCCCCCUUCACCCCGCCCUCCCUUUCCCUCUUUUCCUACGCGCAGCUUCCCCCCUUCCAUGCGCGCUCGCAUUCCCCUUCCUGA